UUAUACGUGCCCUCUGCCGUUGAAAACGCGCUUUUUCUCCUCACGUUCCUUGUUUCCUCUUCUAUUCUCCUCCCUUUCAAUUCUUUCCUCUCUCUCUCUUACAAGAAUCCCAAACCAAAAACAAAAAAAAACAAAAGCAGAGACCAAAACCAAAGGCAAAGCCAUUAAUUCCACCUCCCCGAAACUACAGUAACGACAUUCUCUUGGCAUAAGAUAAAUAAAAGGACAAUCUUUCCUUUUUUUCUUAGAAGGUGGCGGUGGCGUCGGUGGCAAUGGAUCUAAGGAGAUUGGUGGCGUUGUUAAUGGUACUGCUGGUGGUUCAAUUGGGUUUGGUUUCUUUCUCAUUAGGAAACGUGGUUUUUAAGGUCCAGCAUAAGUUUGCCGGCCGUUUACGCAACCUUACUGAAUUUAAAGCCCAUGAUGCUCGCCGUCACAGCCGCCUUCUCUCCUCUGUUGACCUUCCUUUAGGUGGCAAUGGUCAUCCUGCUGAAACUGGCCUUUACUUCGCCAAGAUUGGGCUUGGCAAUCCAUCGAAGGACUAUUUUGUUCAAGUGGAUACUGGGAGCGAUAUUCUAUGGGUGAAUUGCAUCGGCUGUGACAAGUGUCCCACAAAAAGUGACCUUGGUAUAAAAUUGACACUGUAUGAUCCAGCCAGCUCUGUGUCUGCAACAAGGAUUUCUUGUGAUGACGAUUUCUGUACUUCCACAUACAAUGGCUUACUUCCUGAUUGCAAAAAAGAAUUGCCCUGCCAAUACAAUGUCGUUUAUGGGGAUGGAAGCUCAACUGCUGGAUACUUUGUGAGGGACGCGGUGCAGUUUGAGCGAGUCACUGGAAACCAACAAACGGCAUUAUCAAAUGGGACUGUUACAUUUGGGUGUGGAGCUCAACAAUCUGGGGGAUUAGGUACAUCAGGUGAAGCACUUGAUGGAAUACUUGGGUUCGGGCAAGCAAAUUCAUCUAUGAUUUCACAACUUGCUUCAGCUGGAAAAGUUAAAAGAGCUUUUGCGCAUUGCCUGGAUAAUGUAAAUGGAGGUGGAAUCUUUGCCAUUGGGGAAGUGGUCUCACCGAAAGUGAAUACAACUCCUAUGGUACCAAAUCAGGCACAUUACAAUGUUUAUAUGAAGGAAAUUGAGGUGGGUGAUACAGUUCUAGAACUCCCAACAGAUGUAUUUGAUUCCGGAGAUCGGAGAGGAACAAUAAUAGAUAGUGGUACUACUUUGGCCUAUCUUCCAGAGGUGGUUUAUGAUUCAAUGAUGAAUGAGAUCAGGAGUCAGCAGCCUGGUUUGAGUUUACAUACCGUCGAGGAGCAAUUUAUCUGUUUUAAGUACAGUGGAAAUGUUGAUGAUGGAUUUCCAGACAUCAAGUUUCACUUCAGAGAUUCACUUACUUUGACAGUGUUUCCCCAUGACUAUUUGUUCCAAAUUAGUGAAGAUAUUUGGUGUUUUGGGUGGCAGAACGGUGGGAUGCAGUCAAAGGAUGGGAGGGAUAUGACUCUUUUAGGAGAUUUGGUGCUUUCUAAUAAACUUGUAUUAUAUGAUAUCGAAAAUCAGGCCAUUGGAUGGACAGAGUACAACUGCUCUUCAAGCAUCAAAGUGAAGGAUGAUAAAUCUGGAUCAGUGUAUUCUGUUGGUGCUGAGAAUAUUUCGUCGGCAUCUCCCGUUCUAAGCGGAAGAAUUGUAACGUUUUUGUUAUUACUAUUUGCUAUGCUGCAUAGAUUUACAUGAUGAUAAGUGCAACAAUUGGAACAACAUUCUUUGCUUUUGUUGUGUACUAUAAUGUAAUCAAAAAACCCGUGCUGGGUAUAGUUCAUUCUUGAA
Populus nigra (black poplar) is the source of this 1817-nucleotide messenger RNA. RefSeq names its product aspartic proteinase 36-like. Gene Ontology annotation, molecular function: aspartic-type endopeptidase activity. Bases 273 to 1724 code for a protein of 483 amino acids. The transcript is spliced from 10 exons. NCBI's taxonomy places the organism in Eukaryota, Viridiplantae, Streptophyta, Magnoliopsida, Malpighiales, Salicaceae. Gene Ontology annotation, biological process: proteolysis. The record is from RefSeq and is a predicted model, not a curated record.